This is a messenger RNA of Anopheles arabiensis, 681 nucleotides long. RefSeq lists its product as uncharacterized. Bases 133 to 546 code for a protein of 137 amino acids. NCBI's taxonomy places the organism in Eukaryota, Metazoa, Arthropoda, Insecta, Diptera, Culicidae. The transcript is spliced from 3 exons. The record is from RefSeq and is a predicted model, not a curated record.
AGCAUUUGUUGUUGUCGCCCCAUUCGUAAACAACACGAUCGGAGGAAAACCUUCGCACAGCGCGGGAAACCAUCGCAUUCACAUCCGAUUUUUGUUCCUCCGAGUGGGUAAUUAUCGUCCCAUCCACCCAACAUGCCGAAGCGAAAUGUUGCAUUCAUCAAGCCGGACGAGCCCGAUUUUCUUAAACGAAUGAAGGCACAAAUCGGCUACCGGGAAGGUCCAUCGAUCGACGAUAAGCGUGAAGCGAUUGAAAACUUUGAUUCGGACUCGGACGACGAGGAAAAUGAAGACGAAAAGCCGCAAGUGGUUGUGGUAAAGGAGGGCGAUCUUACGGAAGCGGAAGCUGCACAAGCUUUCAAGGAGGAGAGUGAAAAACCUGCUGAUUUGAACCAAAAAAUUGUGUUCAAAGCGAGAAAAGCCAAAUCGGACAAGCCGGAGGAAAAGCCAAAACCGAAGCCGGAAGAAAAGAAGGCGAAAAAGGCAAAACAAAAGCAGGAAAAGAGCAAACUUUCCUUCAACGACGAGGAAGACGAGGAAGAAUACUAGGGAAGGAAUAAGACUUUAAGAAUAGAUUUGUACAAAACUGAAGUGACGAAUUAUUCUCAAUUCCGUUCAGCUCACUAUUAUGAGCUAUUGCGGCAUAUAUUUUUAAGAAUAAAGGCUUUAUUUUUAACAAACAAA